Cyprinodon tularosa is the source of this 2258-nucleotide messenger RNA. RefSeq names its product short stature homeobox 2 (gene shox2). Lineage: Eukaryota; Metazoa; Chordata; Actinopteri; Cyprinodontiformes; Cyprinodontidae. The record is from RefSeq and is a predicted model, not a curated record. Gene Ontology annotation, molecular function: sequence-specific double-stranded DNA binding; DNA-binding transcription factor activity, RNA polymerase II-specific. Gene Ontology annotation, biological process: regulation of transcription by RNA polymerase II. The transcript has 5 exons. Bases 240 to 1178 code for a protein of 312 amino acids. Gene Ontology annotation, cellular component: nucleus.
AAGGCGCAGUAAAGUAUAAAUACUGUGACUUCAAUAGAGGAUCACCAGCAGGUUCCCCAACUCCGCUAUACCAAAGGAGGAGGAAUUGGCUGAGAAGAUAUAUUUUUUCCCCACCUUCAUCCACAGUUUGGCUUGCAUUCACCUAUCAUUUUCAACGAGCCGCACCAUUGAUGUCUUAAGCAGCGGAGGGGGAGAGUUUGCGCGUAUGUGUGUGCGCGUGAGAGAGAGGGAGUGAGUGUAUGGUGUUUUUUCCAAGAGGAGAGGAAGCAGUGAUGGAAGAGCUCACCGCUUUCGUAUCCAAGUCCUUCGAUCAGAAAGUGAAGGAGAAGAAGGAAGUGAUAACCUACAGGGAGGUGUUGGAGACCGGGGCGACGCGAGCGGGAAGCAGGGAGUCUUUAACCGCGGAGCCCGGGAGCCGAGAGGAGGCGGCCGCUCUGGCGCGGAACGUGGCGCUUUCUCCGGGCAGGGAGGCAGACAUGCUGGGGCCGGAGAGGAUCAGGGACGCGGGGAGUCCUAAACACAUCGACGGCGCCACGGAUGUGAAGGAGAGGAAAGAGGACUCCAAACCCAUCGAGGAUGAAACGCAAACAAAAAUCAAGCAGAGGAGAAGUCGGACUAACUUCACGUUGGAGCAACUCAACGAGCUGGAGCGACUCUUUGACGAGACCCACUAUCCGGACGCCUUCAUGCGGGAGGAGCUGAGCCAGAGGCUGGGACUAUCGGAGGCCCGGGUGCAGGUUUGGUUCCAGAACAGAAGAGCGAAAUGCAGAAAGCAGGAGAACCAGUUACAUAAAGGAGUCCUAAUUGGAGCAGCCAAUCAGUUUGAAGCUUGUCGUGUAGCGCCAUAUGUCAACGUGGGGGCUUUAAGGAUGCCAUUCCAACAGGAUAGUCAUUGCAACGUGCCGCCCUUCUCCUUUCAGGUGCAGGCGCAACUGCAGCUGGACAGCGCCGUGGCUCACGCGCAGCACCACUUGCACUCUCACCUGGCGGCGCACGCGCCCUACAUGAUGUUCCCCGCCCCGCCGUUCGGGUUGCCCCUGGCGACGCUCGCGGCAGAGUCGGCCUCUGCCGCCUCAGUAGUGGCCGCCGCAGCCGCGGCAAAGAACACGAGCAAGAACUCCAGCAUCGCCGACCUGAGACUGAAGGCCAAAAAACACACGGCGGCGCUGGGGCUGUGACAGCAAGGAGGGGACUGAGGACACACUGAACCAAAACUGCUUCAAAGUGAAGGGGGGAAAGCGUUAUCCACGGACGUAAUUUAUGUUUUCUCAAUGGAGGACGACUACAAUAAUAAGAUAUAGGCUAUUUAUGAAAGACAAUAAAAAAUAAAAAAACUGUGACGUAAUAGCCUACACACACGCGCCCUGAGUGGCUCACUGGGUGGACGGCAACACAUGGACAGAUACCCGGAGGAAGAGGAGGAUGCAGCUGGGUUGGCCAAUUCUUUGUCAAACAAGGCGAACCAUUCUGCGUUUUCCUGUUUAACUAUUGUGUUCUUGUUGUUAUGAUUUCGUUUCGAUUCUAUAUAGAGGCUGGCCUCAUAAUAUUACAGAAAAACCAUGCUAAAGCAGUGAGGGUUCUUUGUCAAACAGAAAAAAAGAAUAAUAAUACGGACGAUAUCUCUCCCUCCACUGUUUUGUCCAGUUUAAACAUGCCUCUGCAGUGUUUGCAUGAGUUUGUGAGCCCCCCCUUCCACUCCCAGCCCCCCCAUCCCCUAGCUGUCCAUCCCUCUCUAUUGAAAAUUUGGCCCCCCUGACCUUUAUUGGACCUCCCAUGGUUGAAGGUGAAACUGGUAGAUUAUAAAGAAAGAUUAAAGUUCUUUUUACAUUUUUUUUAAGAAAUCAUAUUUCGAGCCAAUGUCCAUAUAAUUAGCCUAAAAGGUAAUUUACAUCCCUUUUUUUCUUUUUGUCUAAGCUAGGCAAAUCUCAUCAACAAAUGGCCUCUCUAACACUGACUGUAUGCGAACCGGUACGGGCACAUGUAAAAUAUGUUAAUACUCAAGAAAAGAAAGAAAGAAAAAAAAAACAUAAAAAAACAGGCAUUAUUUUUUAUGAUUUUGUGGAUUUAUGAAUGCCUCGUUGGGAACUUGUCCAUUUUGUAUUACUUUCCCCGUGCAUUAAAAACAUGUGUUUUCUGUAUGUAAUUUGAAUGUUUUUUAAUAGUGAACACGAGCUCACCCAAAAAGCACGGGUUUCUUAAAGGGGGAAAAAGGAAUGACAUAAAAUUAUUUUUUGUUCCAUCACAUGUGAAACGUGAAA